This is a messenger RNA of Carassius gibelio (silver crucian carp), 2725 nucleotides long. Its product is annotated as cadherin-1-like. Gene Ontology annotation, cellular component: catenin complex; adherens junction; cytoplasm. Lineage: Eukaryota; Metazoa; Chordata; Actinopteri; Cypriniformes; Cyprinidae. Gene Ontology annotation, biological process: adherens junction organization; cell-cell junction assembly; calcium-dependent cell-cell adhesion. The record is from RefSeq and is a predicted model, not a curated record. Gene Ontology annotation, molecular function: cadherin binding; calcium ion binding. The transcript is spliced from 9 exons. Bases 107 to 1387 code for a protein of 426 amino acids.
CACCUCCCACUCCCACCCUACAAAAAAAAAACAUAUUUAAAUAACUUGACAUUCUCAAAAAUAAGGAGCUACUAUCUCAAGGUCCUUUUAAAGCAAUUUGCUUCAAAUGAAAACAAUGAAGUCUUUUAGCUUGGAAGUUAUCGUUUUCCUUUGUAAGGUAUUUUUGAGUGGAUUUGCGGAGGAGUCUCCAUGUACACCUGGCUUAGAGUCGGAGUUGCUGGUUUUUAAAGUGCACCAAGAUGACCUUUACAAGGGAAAAACACUAGGAAGAGUAAAUUUUAAUACAUGCAAUGGAAAAACAAGAACACUCUUUCAGUCUGUUGACAAGCGGUUUGAUGUGAACGAGGAUGGGACUGUUACACUGAAGAGACCACUGACUCUUCAUGAGGCUUACGUGGUGUUUUCAGUGCAUGCUUGGGAUGCCAAUGGCAAGAAGCACACUGUAUCUAUCAGAGUUGAAUUUGUCCAACAUCUUAAUGGGCAUCACAAGGAUACAGUCAUGAACAUCUCCUCUCCACAGAUAGAAUCUCCACUUGAUCCACCUUUGGCAUUUGCAAGGUCUUCAGCACGUCUAAAGAGAGCACCGGGAGGCUGGAUUAUCCCUCCGAUCAUUCUUCUUGAGAAUAGCAGAGGGCCAUUCCCAAUGAAACUGGCCCAGAUAAAGUCAGAGUAUGCCAAGGAAGUUCAAAUGGUAUACCGCCUCACAGGCGAAGGGGCAGAUCUGGAACCAAAGGGGAUUUUCACUAUUGAUAAAUUUACAGGGAAUCUGUUUGUGACUAAUCCACUCGACAGAGAAAAAAAAGCUUCAUACAGACUUGUAGUUCAUGCUGAAGCGAGUGAAGUGGCUAAUAUAAGAGAAAAUCCAAUGGAAGUUAUCAUCAAUGUGUUUGACCAAAAUGAUAACAAGCCUGUAUUUACUCAAAAUCCUUUUAAUGGACAUGUUCCUGAAGCUGCUGGAAAAGGUUAUGAGUUUAUGACCGUCACAGCCACUGAUGCAGAUGACACGAUAGAAACGACCAAUGGUGUCGUCCGCUACACGAUUGUCAGCCAAGAGCCAAAACUUCCAAAACCGAACAUGUUUGAUAUCAAUGUUGUAUCUGGAAGCAUUUCCGUGCAAGAACCAGGCAUGGACAGAGAGCAAUGGCCUAAAUAUACUUUGUUAAUCGCGGCUACUGACAUGGAAGGAAAUGGCAUGGCAACCACUGGCACAGCAGUUAUUACAAUUACUGACAGCAAUGAUAAUCCUCCUAAGUUUGAGCAAAUUACGUACAGUGUAUCUAUUACUAAGAAGGAAGUGGAAGUGCUUGCAAAAUGCAUGUUACUAAUGAAGAAGAUGCUGGAUCAAGUGCCUGGACACAAUCAUACACAAAUAGGGCCCAUAGGGUAACAAGAAAUACAUUCUGUCUGCGAUGAUUCAUUUAUAAAACCUAUGCAUAUUUUCGCUGUGAAGAUUAAAUCCAUAAUGUCUUUAUGAAAAAUGUGAAUGUGUCAGUAUAAUUCUUAUUAUUUUGUAGAAUUAAUCAUGAAAUCGAGCUGUUGCCUGUACCAUGAUGGUAGCUCAACAAAAUCAGGAUUAGUUUUGAGUUGACAAAACUAAACCAAUCUGGCUUUGUUGGUACCAUGAUGCUGACAAUCAACAUUCUUUGUUCUUUUGUCCUUCAUUACACCAUUUUAAUGUAAAAUUACAUGAAAUGUCUGGUUAGAUCUUUUAGUUGUUGGUUUUUUUUUUGUUUUUCAGUAUAUAGUAAGGUUACUAACUGUUCAUUUAUUUACAUUUUUUUUCCAUAUAUUUUUUAACAAUAUUUUAAAGUUACAGUUAAGCACAUUUUUAUGACAUCAAAAAAUUCUAACAACACUACCAUAUACAAUCCAUCUAUCUAUCUAUCUAUCUAUCUAUCUAUCUAUCUAUCUAUCUAUCUAUCUAUCUAUCUAUCUAUCUAUCUAUCUAUCUAUCUAUCUAUCUAUCUGUUGUUGAGGAAAAUAUGCAAUUGUCCUAUUGCAAGUUUGCCUUUUUUUAUAUUUAAUACCUUUGUAUUUUAACCGCAUCUAUUGAAAAUGUAUCACUGGUAAAGUGAUUUAUUAAGAAAGACACCACCCAUUAUAUUGAAAUAGUUUUACUGGAAGAAAAUAGUUUAUUAAGAAAGACACCACACGUUAUUUUGAAAUUGUUUUAUUGGAGAAAUUGUUCAUUAAGAAAGACUCCACACGAUAUAUUGAAAUUGUUUUAUUGGAAAAAUGCUUCAUUAAGAAAGACACCACACAUUAUAUUGUAAUUGUUUUAAAGCAUUUACUGAGCAAAUAUUUAUAGCAAAUAUUAUCAAAAGUAUUGCUAGAAAUGAAACCUAUAUUAUUAAGAGCUUUACUAAAGAAAAAUGAAGAAAAUGAAUGUUACCAUAGAAUGCAUGAAGGACGCAUCAAAGAAGAAAGAGAAAAUUGUGAAAAUAGAAGGCUUCCUAAAGGGAGCAUCUUAGGGAAUUUCCAGACCUCAUGAUGUCACAAGACAUUGUAUCCACCUGCUCUCUAUAAGGGACUAAAGUGCUAAGAGGAAAUCAGAGGUUGGUUCUGUGGAACAUCUUCUCCAGUGCCAGUGGGCUUGCCAUUGAUCCCUCUAAACAACCAAGCAUGCAAAUUAUAUAUCUCUGUUUUUCUUCUGUUUUUAUAUAUAUGAGUAUUUUGUUUGUAGCAUAUGUUACCUAUAUACAAUAAACUAAUACUUAACUAAGAA